This is a messenger RNA of Protopolystoma xenopodis, 423 nucleotides long. The record is from the annotation of a GenBank genome assembly. Lineage: Eukaryota; Metazoa; Platyhelminthes; Monogenea; Polystomatidea; Polystomatidae.
AUGUUUUAUCCUUCACCCGAACCUUUCACAUUGAUGUCUGUUGUUCAGGUGAAGAUUUGGUUCCAAAAUCGUCGUAUGAAAUUGAAAAAGGAACGCCAACAGCUGACGGAAACUUAUUCGCGGUCCAAGAAGGAUAUCAUUAAGUCAGGACUGUUGGGUAGCGUUUGCAAUGUCGGUAACGGAAGCGUGGGUAGUUUUGGACUUUCAGAGGAAGCUGAGCCUUCUGGUAUGUUGGGCUGCCCAGAAGCGCGCUGCUGUCCCGCAGCCGAAGAGGGGUAUGAGGAAGACGAAGAUGAGGAUGAGGAAGAGGAGACUGAGGAAAUGUGUGAAUCCCUCAGAGCUAGUCCGGCUGAUCUUAUUCUGCAUCGUCACACUCCUAGAGUUAGACUGUCGUCUGCAAACGUUUCGGAGGCGGACAAGUGA